ACCUGUGCUCCUACAGGCCUACUACAUAUUUGAUAUUUAAUGCCAGGACUAUUCAAAAUUAUGCAGACUCUACUUUUACUUUGUAUUUUUAUUGGCGGAUUGUCAUGGGCAUCAGAGGCACGCAAGCUCAAAGGGUGCUUCACUGCAGAAGAACUGGAAAGUGGAGCUCUCAAAAUUAUUCGGAGACACAGGUACCCGACAGAAGAUGAACUGAAAAGGCUGCAUCCCAACCAUUCGGAGAAGAAUUGCCCUACUUCGCUUAAUGCACGGUCAUUAGACUACAGCCACCGUUCAGUCUCCCCCUGGCGAUACAGAAUCGAUAGCAAGGAAGGACGAUUCCCUGAGAAGAUUGCUUUUGCUGAAUGCCUUUGCAAGGGAUGUAUCAUCAUAAAUGGGUCUGGACAUCAAGCCGAAGAUCAUAAUUAUAAUUCUGUGCCUAUAAAGCAAACCCAGAUGGUUUUAGAAAAGACAAAAUGCCGUAACGACCCAUCAAAAUACUCAUUCAUUUCGCUCUAUAUCGAGGUGCCUAUUGCCUGCACCUGUGUUAAGUACAGGAGUAGUACAUGAUUGCCUCUCAUAGAGGAUAUUAUUUAGACUAAAUGUAGUGACAUGUUUCACAUUAUGUUGUGUUUGUUUAAAAAUGCACUUAAGUUAUU
Esox lucius (northern pike) is the source of this 656-nucleotide messenger RNA. It is a transcript of the gene il17c, whose product is annotated as interleukin 17c. The record is from RefSeq and is a predicted model, not a curated record. Gene Ontology annotation, cellular component: extracellular region. Lineage: Eukaryota; Metazoa; Chordata; Actinopteri; Esociformes; Esocidae. The coding region runs from base 40 to 567 and encodes 175 amino acids. The transcript has 3 exons. Gene Ontology annotation, biological process: inflammatory response. Gene Ontology annotation, molecular function: cytokine activity.